Globicephala melas (long-finned pilot whale) is the source of this 4070-nucleotide messenger RNA. RefSeq names its product OTU deubiquitinase with linear linkage specificity (gene OTULIN). Gene Ontology annotation, biological process: negative regulation of inflammatory response; regulation of tumor necrosis factor-mediated signaling pathway; protein linear deubiquitination. The record is from RefSeq and is a predicted model, not a curated record. Lineage: Eukaryota; Metazoa; Chordata; Mammalia; Artiodactyla; Delphinidae. Gene Ontology annotation, cellular component: cytoplasm. Gene Ontology annotation, molecular function: cysteine-type deubiquitinase activity.
UCUGUGAACCGUCGGUAACCGGCGGGCAGCAGAGCUGCAGCGGCGGCCACGGCCUGGCGCCCCGACGGGAGGGGCUCCGGAUCGCUGGGAGGCGGCCGAACCCCUGCGGCGCCGCCGCCGCCGGCGGAGGCCCCAUGAGUCGGGGGACGAUGCUUCAGCCCGGAGCGUGGCCGGGGGAGAGCUGUGCCGAGAAGCCGGAGCGGGAGGCGGGGGCCGCGGCGCUUGAGGGCGAGAAAGCGGUGGCCGGGGGCCAGCCGCGAGUCGCGGUGCGGUGCCCGGCCGAGCAGCCUCUCACUGUUGCGGCCUCUCCCGUUGUGGAGCACAGGCUCCGGACGCGCAGGCUCAGCGGCCAUGGCUCACGGGCCCAGCCGCUCCGCGGCAUGUGGGAUCUUCCUGGACCGGGGCACGAACCCGUGUCCCCUGCAUCGGCAGGCGGACUUUCAACUACUGCGCCACCAGGGAAGCCCAAGACUCCUACUUUUCUUUACUACUUUUCUAGUGAUGGCGAGGAGGACAUGUAUCGUGCGGCGGAUGAAAUAGAAAAGGAGAAAGAAUUACUUAUACAUGAAAGAGGGUCAUCAGAGCCCAGAUUAAGUGUAGCUCCUGAAAUGGAUAUCAUGGACUAUUGCAAAAAAGAAUGGAGGGGAAAUACGCAAAAAGCAACAUGUAUGAAAAAGGGCUACGAGGAGGUGUCUCAGAAAUUCACCUCCAUCAGGCGAGUCCGUGGAGAUAAUUACUGUGCGCUGAGGGCCACGCUCUUCCAGGCCAUGAGCCAGCCGGCCGCGCUGCCCUCCUGGCUGCAGGACCCGGAGCUCACGCUGUUACCAGAAAAACUCAUAAGCAAAUACAGCUGGAUCAAGCAGUGGAAGCUUGGACUGAAGUUUGAGGGGAAGAGCGAGGCCCUGGUUGAUAAAAUUAAGGAGUCCCUCACUUUACUGAGGAAGAAGUGGACAGACUUGGCUGAACUGAGAACUGCCGAAGCGAGGCAGAUAGCUUGUGAUGAACUGUUCACGAAUGAAGAAGAGGAGUACAGCCUCUAUGAAGCUGUGAAAUUUCUCAUGCUAAACAGAGCCAUCGAACUAUAUGAUGAUAAAGAGAAGGGAAGGGAAGUGCCGUUCUUCUCUGUGCUUCUGUUUGCUCGGGACACGUCAGGUGACCCCGGACAGCUGCUGAGGAACCAUCUGAACCAGGUGGGGCACGCCGGUGGCCUUGAACAGGUUGAAAUGUUCCUUCUCGCCUACGCUGUGCGCCACACCAUUCAGGUGUACCGGCUCUCCAAGUACAGCACUGAAGAGUUCAUCACCGUCUAUCCCACCGACCCCCCCAGGGACUGGCCGGUGGUGACGCUGAUCGCCGAAGAUGACCGGCACUACAACAUCCCCGUCAGAGUGUGUGAGGAGACGAGUCUGUGAGACACUCCUGGACAGCCUGGUGACGCGGCUCGGUCCUUGGGACUGCAGGUCCCUUGGAGUGACCUCUGAGGACUCUUGGGCCUUGUGAGCCAAGCUGGACUGGAAUGUUCUGAAGACUAGCUUUUGAUAAUCAGAAUUAAUCAAGUUUUUCCCCUCACCUAUGAUGCACUGUGUUUCACUGGGGGCCUUCAGAGCACACCUGUUGAAAGGUGCAGACUACAUCUCCAUAAACAAACACAUUUGUAUCAGAGGAGACUUAUUCUGGAGAGGAAUAUGUUCAGAGCUCUCUCUAAUAGUAAACUGGCUUUCCGUUUUUUUUUAAAGAUGGUAAUUUUUUUGUUUUGGUGAUGAUGGGUCUCUGCAGUGCCCUUCCUGUGCACCUACGCGGUCUGCUUAUAUGGUAGAGUUCUGGGACAAAGCUUGUCAGCGGCCCAGCCGUAACAUCCUCUGAUAGUCUCAUCGAGCAGUGGUUUGGAUUUACAUGUUAAUUAAAGCUGUUCUAAGCAGAUUGUCUAAUGGAAGGUUAAGAACUGGGUCCCCAAUAGUGAGUUAUUUAAAGGCUGGAGAGGGAGCUGCAGGAAGAGGCAGUGGCAGCAGGACGUCCUGACUCUGAAGAACGUGACAAACGCCUGCGGUUGGGAACACACCAGGUCUCGUGCUGGGUGCAGGCGCUGGGUGCAGGCGCUGGGUAGUUGGCGGGUGAGCGCAGCUCGUUGCUCUCUAGGAUCGGGGCUGCUCCUUAGUCUCCACUUCCAUGGAUCCACCAUUUUAUAGUCAGAACAAGGCUUAGAUCCACCUGUUUUAGAGGAGACCAAGGCCAAGUGAUUAUUUUUUUGGAGAAUGCUUCCGUUGCCAAAUCUGUGUGGCUCCUCUGUUGGAUGAAUAACAGCAAAGCGUCUCAGGCUUUUUCUGGGUAAGUUUAAACAGAGCGUGUGCUUAAAACUGACUGCAGCAGCGUGGCCGAGCUGCAUCUGCCCUUGAUUUGGCUAUGCCCUGGGGAGGCGGUGUUCUGGCCAUGAGUGAUUGCAUGUCACAGGCUAGGGUGGUGCCUGGGGGCUGGACAGGGCAGCCCAGCUGAGCGUGGUCUGCAUCAGGGCCCGAACCAUCCACGUGGGGCGUGUACUGUGGCCACGGCGCAAGGGACGGGACGUGUCACUCUUUAGGACUGUCAGUGGCAUCUGAAUUGGCUCAGUAUUUGUGGACGUGGUGUUACCCUGAAGCACUGAGCUUUAUUUUAUAGUAAGGAAGAUCUUUAUUUGGUCCAAUUUAAGCUUAUAGUUUAUAAGCUAUCUAAUCCAUUGUUGUUUUUUUCUCAGAGGGGCAAACCUUUUGUGAUAGUGUUAGUUUUGCUUUCACUUAAAAAUUAAAAUUCUUGGUUGAGAAAACUCAGAGGACACAUAAAACUAUGCAGACGGUUACAUCAAUAUUGAUAUUUUCCCCAUUACCUCAUCAAUAGUAUUCACCACGUUUCGGUAGCUACUUAUUCAUUGGAGCGUUUGAAUUAAAUUCUGCUCUAAAUGGUGUGAAUGUGUUGAGAGGCUUUGCUUUUCACUGUGAAAUGCAGUGGUGCCUCAAAUAAGGAGGCACCUAGAAGCCAAGUGAAAGUAAAACUGACGAAUUCUUGUUGGCUUUGAUGCUUCAUUUUAUGGAACUCAUUUUUCAUGUAACUUACAACAGGAAAUGCUUACCGUUCAUUCCUGAACAUUUUUAAAAGCACAACUUCAAACACUUAGGUUGUAUAAGGCAGUAGGAGUCUGUGUCCAUCUAACCGUUGGUGCAUAGCCGCUGCUGGAUUUAAUAAUACUCAUGAUCACCUGUCUUUGCGUUUUGAGAAUGUUCUAAUCUUAGUGAACUUGAGUUGAGCUGGGCUUCUGGGCAGCUUGUUUAUGUUUCAUACUUUUUUCUUGUUCCUGUGUGUGAUAUUGUUAGAGUGUGUGCAGAAAUUGUGGUCUUAACCACCCCACUGAUAAAAAUUCACAAGGGUGCGUUUAAGUUGCUCUCUGUCCCAAGGCCUUAUUACACUCUGCUCUCAGACUGCCAUCCAGGCUUAGAGGGAUCACAGCAUAAGAGAAGUAAAACUUUCAAAGAAACAGUACUUCAGGAAAUAUAGAUGAUUGGCCAACUUUAAAAAUGUUUCUUUUUGUUGCAACAUGCAACUACAGUCGCCCCAAGUUUUAAUUCCAUUUUUCAUUCCUGGUCUUGGCCUGGUCAGGUGACAUCAGCAGAAUUGAAAUUGAACUGAGACCAAAAUGGAUUCAGGAGGAUGAUCUACUCAGAGGGAAUUUCUAAAAUGAUAGUGUUCCAGAAAAAGGAAGGUAGUAGGAAUGACACUGUGCUUACUUUCUGUCCCAGAGUUUAUUGCAGGAGUUCAGUGGUUUGGACCCUAUGGUCUUGGCAGAAGGAUAAUGUCUACCUUAAACAGGCGUGACUUAAACCUUUGAGCUCAUUUAAGGUGCAUUAAACCUAAAAGAAUUUCCCUGUAACAAGUUCCAUGGAAUUAACUCUGCUCACUGAGAACUUUUCCCACUUCCCCUCCUCACCUGCUAAGCUCCUACAUUUACAGCAUCCAUUGAUUUCACUCAUAACACAUGGAACAGUGAGGGUGGCAGCUGAGAACAAGCUGCCAAUGUGUGCUCUUUCACUUAUGAGCUCAGCGUC